Molecule: messenger RNA, 2049 nt
Organism: Vitrella brassicaformis
Lineage: Eukaryota; Vitrellaceae
Source: the annotation of a GenBank genome assembly
CAUCGAACAAAUAAUGCAUUCACAACGCACGAAGAAAGCAUCCAUUCUUAAUUAGAGUCCGACUAUCGAUCCUACUAUGACUGGGCAUGUCUACAGAUGAGCACUUGCUAUGCGAACGCCAGCCGAUCUGUCAUGGCUUCGACAGAAGAAGGGCUGUCGUCCGCAGGGCAAAUCUCAUCUGCAGCUGAUCCACACCCAGAUCACCCGGCCUGCUCCCAGCCACUGACCACCCAUCCACCCUUUCACUAUCCCAGUAAUCUACUAAUCAUCUGGCCACAACAGGCGGCCAUUAAGUCCCACGGAAAAAGGGUGCAGCAGCAGCCAGCAGCCCGCCUUAUCGUGUGUCUGUGCACAGAGGUGCUCUCUGCGUAUGCUCAGCGUGUCUUGGCUUUGUGCAGGAACGGUGGCAGCCAGAACAAGUAGGAGAUGACCGAAGCCGCACAGAAGGCCCAUCCCCAAGAAGGGCACACAUACUGCAGCCAGUGCAGGCAGGCAGGCACGCACACAGCCACAAGAAGGCGCGUUUCCCACCUGCCGUAAUGAUCACUGGCUGCUUGCUCAGCUUAGCUUACAUGUGGUGACGACAUGGCGUCCAUCAUGGUGACGGCCAGGAACCCCGCCCACACCCGCCAGAGCCACUGGUGGCGCAAGGGGACAAACGGCAUGGCACAGACGCCGAACAGCGCCACCGACAGCGUGCACAUCGACCACUCGGACGGCUCUUGCUGCUCAGGCUGCUUGACAGUGAACCUCAGCAGGGAGUGAUGCGGCCACACAUGGGUGUUCCUCGCCCACCUAUAAGCAAACCACCCAGAACACGACACUAUAAAGGCCGGCACACGUGUACGUAGCCUCGUUGCUGGCUUCUCACCAUCGGUAGGUUAGUAUCUCGGGCGUGAGGAGUGCAUGAAAUGUCGGCGCUUUCAGCAGGGCAAAGGGGAGCUGGCACGCCGAAAGGCAGAGGACGGCCACGUGUCCCAGCACCACAAGAGACUUGACAGUCUGCACACACAAACGGAGAGAAUGAAGACAUCCAACACACGCCACGAACCACGCAAGCACCUGCUUCCCCUCUCCCUCACCGUGUUCUGCCACAAUUGGGCGAGGUUGUCAGGUGACCGACAGAAGAGAAUCGCCCCCACCAGCAGCCCCCCGGCCGUCUGAGAUACCCGCCACAAGUGGUGCGACCCGCGAAACAGCAUCGGCAGCCACACGAGGCCCAGCAUGAGGAUGAUGGUGUGCCACCGCACUUCGAUGUUGAAGGGCAGCAGACGGGCGUAGGGGUUGUUGCGCAGCCCUUGCGGAUACACACGCUGAACACAUACAAACACGGGAGAAGGCAAUUAACUAUGCACAUCAGUCCGUGUCUGUCUGUCUGCUCGCUCACCGGGUUGUGCAGACAGAUGUAUGCCAGCAUGGCAAACAGCACCGUGUCGAAACCCGUCGAGCAAAGGCCCCCGAAGAGCCACACCUUGGUCAUCUGAGUCCCGGCCGCUAUCAACACCAGGUGCAGCAACGCCAUCCACUCGCUAGUGCCGGCAAUGUCGUACAGCCAGAAACCGACCCAGAAGCACAACAGCGGCGCCACAAACACCCAAUAAAACCACGAGUAGUCGGAAAAGUACGCCAGGGACGCUGCGAACUUCCACCACUUUGUCGCCAUGGGCGUGGUCUGGUCAACGCACACGUCGGCAUGGUCGAUGUGUAAGAGCCACACGACGACCAAGGACAGCCAGGGCAAGAGGCCGAGGAGCGUGGCGAUGAUGGGAAGCCGCCCGCUGCAGAUGUGGUAGUGGAUGAGGUGGCAUGAGCGCCAUAAGGUGUCGAAGGACAGCGGGCCCGGCAGCCCGGAUCCGUCAUUGAUGAUGUUCGGCGCCCUCUCGGCCACCAUCCACAGGCCCGCUCCAACAGCCACAACCACAGUCAGCGUCACAAGAUCUGCCAUCUGCGAGCAUCAAUCAAUAAAGCGCAGUUUCGCUGCGAAAAGCGGUAGAUCCCGAACAAAGCAACAGGGAACUCGUCUGUUCCCCUUUCUCUCCCUUUGAAAAA